UGCCUGAUAGAGACACAGAUCAUAUACUGCUUGCUGCCUUGGGGGAAUUUCACUGAAAAGCCUCUGAAACCGAUUCUAAGGUACUGGUGUUCCCAGGUCCUGUACAGAUACCGAGUUAAGACUGAAUGUUGUUUUGAGACAGAGGAAUACCAGGACUAGAGGGCAAUAUUAAUUUUCAGCAGCAUGACCAAGAUGGUCAACAUGAUUUCAAGACAAAAAGAUCCAUAAGACACAUGCACUAAGGCUAAGAUCCUCGGCUUCCUAUAAUGUUGUGAAGACCAAGGGCAUCAAGGGGCCUAACUAUGGAUCCUCAACAAAGAGAUCAAGCCAUUCGCCAGGGCCAGUCUGGACCAAUACCUUUCCCUCAGGAGGCACAGAGCAACCUGCAGAAUUUCCUAAAGGGGAAGCCAGUUAUUCUUGGGGUGAGCCAAAUCGUGAUUGGCCUAAUGAAUAUUUACCUGUGGAUUAUGGUAAAAGUCUUCCUUUCAUUCUAUGAACGAUAUCUAGUCCCAGGGAACACUGCAUAUUUCUUCAUUUUCCUUUUGGGACCAAUUUUUUUAAUCAUAUCCGGAACUGUGUCUAUUGUGUCUGGAAAGAAGACAACAAAAGAGAUGAUCUGUGGCAGCGUUGGAGCAAACACUGUGGCGGCCGUAUCAACAGGAUUGUCACUAAUGAUCCUUGCACUCAGAAUGACCCUAUCCUAUUACUUCUUAAACAUAUCAGCUCAUUAUUUCAUAACUGGGAUUUUGUUUAUGAAUCUCGCCCUCAUCAUCUUGGGAUUCAUCAUCUCGGUGUUGCUGUCUGCAUUUGGAUGCAGUGCUGUCUGCUGUGAUAUGACCUCAGUGGUUGUCGACUUAUCCUCCAAUGAGCGUGGACUUCCCAUAGCUGCUCUUUAUCCUGACUAUGAUGAGGUGGCUUUCUAACCCACUUAGUUGUUUGAUAUAUCAACUUUUGAAUUAUUCCUCAAUAAUACAUUGAGAGUAAA
Messenger RNA from Lutra lutra (Eurasian river otter), 985 nucleotides. RefSeq names its product membrane-spanning 4-domains subfamily A member 4D-like. Gene Ontology annotation, cellular component: membrane. The coding region runs from base 303 to 923 and encodes 206 amino acids. The transcript is spliced from 8 exons. The record is from RefSeq and is a predicted model, not a curated record. Lineage: Eukaryota; Metazoa; Chordata; Mammalia; Carnivora; Mustelidae.